CAAUUUCUUCACUAGGUAAAUAUCCAAAGCAAGAACCAAAAUUUGCAACUCCCAUGGCUGCCUCUACAAUGGCUCUCUCUUCUCCUUCAUUUGCCGGGAAGGCAGUGAAGCUCUCCCCCACCACCUCCGACGUUAUUGGCUCAGGUCGAGUCACAAUGAGGAAAACCACCUCCAAGGCCCCAGUAUCCGGGAGCCCAUGGUACGGUCCAGACCGUGUAAAGUACUUGGGUCCAUUCUCAGGUGAGUCACCAAGUUACCUCACCGGUGAAUUCCCAGGAGACUAUGGAUGGGACACUGCAGGACUAUCUGCAGACCCAGAGACCUUCUCCAAGAACCGUGAGCUAGAGGUCAUCCACAGCAGAUGGGCUAUGCUCGGAGCUUUGGGCUGUGUUUUCCCAGAGCUUUUGGCUCGCAAUGGAGUUAAAUUCGGAGAGGCUGUCUGGUUCAAGGCUGGAUCUCAGAUUUUUAGUGAGGGUGGUCUUGAUUACUUGGGUAACCCAAGCUUGGUUCAUGCUCAGAGCAUUUUGGCUAUCUGGGCAACACAAGUUGUUUUGAUGGGUGCGGUUGAGGGUUAUCGUAUUGCUGGAGGACCACUUGGGGAGGUGGUUGACCCAUUAUACCCUGGUGGUAGUUUUGACCCAUUAGGUUUGGCUGAUGACCCAGAGUCCUUUGCUGAGCUUAAGGUUAAGGAAUUAAAGAAUGGGAGACUUGCCAUGUUCUCCAUGUUUGGAUUCUUUGUUCAGGCUAUUGUUACCGGAAAAGGUCCAUUAGAAAACUUAGCUGAUCACCUUGCCGACCCAGUUAACAAUAAUGCCUGGUCUUACGCCACAAACUUUGCUCCAGGAAAGUGAGGGAGGGAUGAGUGUGUUGUAUCAAUCAUGUAAAAUUAUUAGUUCUUAUAAAAUCGAUUUUUUUGCU
Messenger RNA from Impatiens glandulifera, 918 nucleotides. Its product is annotated as chlorophyll a-b binding protein of LHCII type 1-like. The transcript has a single exon. The record is from RefSeq and is a predicted model, not a curated record. Gene Ontology annotation, biological process: photosynthesis, light harvesting in photosystem I; response to light stimulus. Gene Ontology annotation, cellular component: chloroplast thylakoid membrane; plastoglobule; chloroplast envelope. NCBI's taxonomy places the organism in Eukaryota, Viridiplantae, Streptophyta, Magnoliopsida, Ericales, Balsaminaceae. Bases 54 to 851 code for a protein of 265 amino acids.